GUCCUCUCCUCUCGACCAGCUGACCUCGCUGACGGAGCACACAGCCACGCCGCAGCGCCGCGUGGGUGUCUGUCUAUAGCCUUGUAGGUCGUUCGCAGGUAGGUAACCGUAACCUAGCUAGCUCGUCGGGAUGAUGAUGAUGAGCGGUCGAGCGGCCACCGCGGGGCGGUACCCGUUCACGGCGUCGCAGUGGCAGGAGCUGGAGCACCAGGCGCUCAUCUACAAGUGCCUGGCGUCCGGCAAGCCCAUCCCGUCCUACCUCAUGCCACCGCUCCGCCGCAUCCUCGACUCCGCCCUCGCCACGUCGCCGUCGCUCGCCGCCUUCCCGCCGCAACCCUCGCUGGGGUGGGGGGGCUGCUUCGGGAUGGGCUUCAGCAGGAAGCCCGCCGACGAGGACCCGGAGCCCGGGCGGUGCCGGCGCACGGACGGCAAGAAGUGGCGCUGCUCCAAGGAGGCGUACCCGGACUCCAAGUACUGCGAGAAGCACAUGCACCGGGGCAAGAACCGUUCAAGAAAGCCUGUGGAAAUGUCCUUGGCCACGCCGGCGCCGGCCUCCUCCGCCACAAGCGCCGCCGCCGCCGCCACCUCCUCGUCCCAGGCGCCGUCCUACCACAGCCCGGCCCCCGCCGUGCCGUACCACGCGCCCUACGGCGCCGCGUACCAUCACACGCAGACGCAGGUGACGAUGAGCCCCUUCCACCUCCUCCACCUCGAGACCACCCACCCGCACCCGCCGCCGCCGCCGCCGCCGCCCUACUACUACGCGGACCAGAGGGACUACGCCUACGGCAAGGAGGUCGGCGAGCGCGCCUUCUUCUCCGACGGCGCGGGCGAGAGGGACCGGCAGCAGCAGGCCGCGGGGCAGUGGCAGUUCAAGCAGCUCGGGACGAUGGAGGCGACGAAGCAGCCGUGCACCACGCCGCUGCUCGUCCCCGCCGCCGGGUACGGCCACGGCGCGGCGUCGCCGUACGGCGUCGGUCAGGCCAAGGAAGACGAGGAGGAGGAGGAAACGCGGCGGCAGCAGCAGCACUGCUUCGUUCUUGGCGCCGACCUGCGGCUGGCGGAGCGGCCGUCGGGGGCACAUGACGCCGCCGCGCAGAAGCCGCUCCGGCAUUUCAUCGACGAGUGGCCGCACGAGAAGGGGAGCAAUAAGGCGGGGUCGUGGAUGGGGGGGCUCGACGGCGAGACGACGCAGCUCUCCAUGUCUAUCCCGAUGGCGGCCGCUGCCGACCUCCCCGUCACCUCCCGCUACCGUACGUGAUGGCGGCGCGCACUAUGAGUGAUUGCCAGCAAGAAAUGUUUUGUGGUUGCUGCGACCUCGAGGUGGCGAGGCCACAUGAAAAAAAAAUACUGGAGCUGGAACACGAGUGGUUCUUUCCUGUGCCGUUUUGCUCAGGGCCGGUCGGCACGGUUUGAAGAAGUUGGGAAGAGAAGUAAAAUAAACCUCCUUGGGAGUGUUACGUUUCCUGUAAUUGCUUGCUUCCUUUGCUGUACCUGUGAGACGACGCUUAGUGCUAGAAGUGAGGGCCUUUCCUGAUCUCAGCUCUGGUCUGGAUUUGCCUUUUCCCGCUGUCGGAUUCCUCUGCCUGUCUGUGAUGGUUUGUCUGUGAUGGUUUGUGCUCAGAGCCUGCAGCGAAUACUAAACCGC
Messenger RNA from Zea mays, 1648 nucleotides. Its product is annotated as growth-regulating factor 1-like. The coding region runs from base 131 to 1261 and encodes 376 amino acids. The record is from RefSeq and is marked validated. Gene Ontology annotation, molecular function: ATP binding. Gene Ontology annotation, cellular component: nucleus. Gene Ontology annotation, biological process: DNA-templated transcription; regulation of DNA-templated transcription; developmental process. The transcript has 3 exons. Lineage: Eukaryota; Viridiplantae; Streptophyta; Magnoliopsida; Poales; Poaceae.